Messenger RNA from Drosophila arizonae, 538 nucleotides. RefSeq lists its product as uncharacterized. The record is from RefSeq and is a predicted model, not a curated record. Lineage: Eukaryota; Metazoa; Arthropoda; Insecta; Diptera; Drosophilidae.
AUUUUUUAAAGAGUUAAUAUUACGAACUGUUGAGAUAAUUUAAAUUUUUUGUUCUCUUUAGGUAUUGCUAAAAAAUUGAAUGAUGGCUGGAGUCCCUACUAGUAUAUGCUUGUACAUAUACUUGAGUUUUGCGCUUGUUUAUUUGGCUCCCAAUGUGAAUGGAGAAGCUUAUUGUUAUGGUUGCUACAAUUUGAAAACUUGCAGAGUCGACUCAAGUUUUAUCAAAUACGUCGACAGUCGCGAUGAUGGCAAAAUAGUCAAGAAAGCAGACGGCGAUCUUGACAACACGAACAUAGAUGCAUGCCUGAAACUCGGCUACAAAAUAUCUGAUCCUAUAGCGAAAACUAUAUGCUCUGGUAGCAAUGAUGGGCUGUGCCAUGCAAUCGCCGAGAGAACAACAAAUCUAGAGGAAAUAAUUUUCCAUUGCGGAAUUUGCCAUAAAUACUGCGGGUGUAAAAGCACGAACAAAGAAAAUGCUAUAAAAGAGGACGCUUUAAUUGUAACAAUAUGCCUGGCAACUUUCUAUAUUCUUAUAUAA